Helobdella robusta is the source of this 4593-nucleotide messenger RNA. RefSeq lists its product as hypothetical. Bases 1 to 4593 code for a protein of 1530 amino acids. The transcript is spliced from 29 exons. Gene Ontology annotation, molecular function: amylo-alpha-1,6-glucosidase activity; 4-alpha-glucanotransferase activity. Gene Ontology annotation, biological process: glycogen biosynthetic process; glycogen catabolic process. Lineage: Eukaryota; Metazoa; Annelida; Clitellata; Rhynchobdellida; Glossiphoniidae. The record is from RefSeq and is a predicted model, not a curated record.
AUGGCAUCUCAAAGUCAGUUGAGGUUGUUGGUCCUGAGGCAUGGAGACAUGCACGAAGCAACGUUGUACAGACUUGAAAGAGGCUGGAAGUUACAUUUUGUGUUGGAUGCAUCACUGACUGGCCUGCCUGUUCGACUGUUUGUCAACCAUCCGUUGGAUGCAAAGAGUGGGCCCAACAGAUACAUAUAUAGAGAGUUGAGUUGGAUGAACGAAUCUGUUCAGAAGUCAGACAAUUACAACAGUUAUGCCGAGGUCAACAUGGUGAUAGCAGGAUCGUACAAUUAUUACUUCACUAUCAAUGGAACAUUGAAAGCCAAUGGAGGUGGCUAUUUCCUUGUGGAUCCCAUUUUGAGAACAGGAUCAAUGGAUGAUCGACUGCCUCUUGAUUCCAUCUGCUGCCAAACUGUCAUGCCCAAGUUGUUGGGACCGUUCCUAGAGUGGGCAUCCAGAUUGAUGGUGUCGAAGGAGUCGGGAUACAACAUGAUUCACUUCACUCCCAUUCAGGAGUUGGGCAAAUCAGAUUCCUGUUACUGUUUGAAAGAUCAACGAAAACUUGAUCCCAGAUAUUCUAGCAAGGAUAAAACAUUCACAAUGGAUGACGUGAAACUGUUGGUGAACACAAUGAAUGAAGAAUGGGGCGUCUUGUCUCUCACAGACCUGGUCUUCAACCACACUGCCAACGAAAGUCCCUGGAUCUUGGAGCAUCCGGAGUGUGCGUACAACCUCAUCAACAGUCCCCACUUGAAACCUGCCUACCUUAUGGACAGGAUACUCUGGCACUUCUCUAUGGAUGUUGGCAAGGGGUUGUAUGAAAGUCUUGGUGUACCAGCCAAGUUCGAUAGUGAACAUUAUCUCUAUAAUAUUAGGAGAAUUUUAGAAGAUGAUAUCUUACCCAGGUACAAAUUUUGGGAGUUUCACCAAUGCAACAUCGAAGAAACUAUCGCCCAAUUCAAAGUUGCCAUCCUAAGGGACGACAAACCCGUGACCGAUUUAGUUCUGAUACCAAACGUUGAAUACAGAAGACUUGAAUGUACUGUCGACAUUCCACAAGCCAUCAAGAAUUACUACUCAAAUCAUAACAUAUCACGUGACAUACGCAUCAACGUGGCCUGCGACAACCUCCGGCACAAACUUCAGGAAUUGAACUCAGCCAGUGGCUACUCGAUGAUGGAGCACGUGCACACGGCAGUCAACAACUUUAUAGCGAAUGCCAAGUACAGAUUCAUCGAUCCUGCCGGUCUCAGACUCAGUCUUGUUGGACCUGAUACACCCCUUAUGUGGAACUACUUUACCCUGCCGACAGAAGAGAUGAGUGUGGAAGAGGAGGAGAGAGAGAUGAACACGGAGAGAGGAGGAGCCUACUGUAUGGCCCACAAUGGAUGGGUCAUGAGUGAUGACCCGCUGAGAAAUUUUGCUGAGCCUGGUUCAAACGUGUACCUUCGUCGUGAGUUGUUACCUUGGGGUGACAGUGUGAAGCUGAGAUAUGGCAACAGAAUGGAGGACUGCCCAUUUCUGUGGCAGUACAUGAAGAACUACGCCACCGAGACGGCGAGCAUCUUCCAUGGAGUCAGACUGGACAACUGCCACAGCACGCCCAUCCACGUUGCAGAGUACAUGCUCGACGAGGCACGCAAGGUGAGACCAGACUUAUACGUCAUAGCAGAAUUGUUUACAAACUCAGAAUACGCCGACAACACGUUCAUCAACAGACUUGGUAUCAAUUCUCUUAUCAGAGAGGGCCUGAAUGGUUUGACAGCACGUGAGCUGAGUCGGUUGGUUCACAGGUACGGUGGAUCACCUGUCGGUUCAUUCAUCCAACUGCCCGCACGUUUGAUCAUGCCAUCCGUUGCCCAUGCACUCUUCAUGGAUCAGACGCAUGAUAAUGAAAGUGUCAUCCAGAAACACACGGCAGAGGACUUGCUAUCCUACACGGCGAUCAUCUCAAUGACGUGUUCUGCAACCGGAAGUAACAGAGGAUACGACGAGAUGGUGCCACAUUACAUUCAUGUGGUAGAAGAAAGUCGACCGUAUAAAAAGUGGUUAGUGGAGGGUAAGUUGAACCCGAAGACCCAUUGCAAUAUGAACAGUGGCAUCGUCAGGGCCAAAAAGUUCUUCAAUGAGUUGCAUAUUAAUCUGGAUAGGUCUGGUUUCAAAGAGGUUUACGUAGACAUGAUAACCGACGAGGUAAUGUCGAUAACACGUCACAAUCCAGUAUCCCAUCAGUCCGUCAUCUUGUACGCCCACACCUGCUUCCGUGCCAACGAUAGAGGAGGAUCACUGCAUAACAUCACCAUUCCCGGUGUCGUUGAUGAAAUUAUCAUCGAAGGAUUUCUGCAGAAAGAUCGCGAGGAAGAGUUUGUCAAACAGGAUGAUCACAUAAAUGGCCUCAACAACUAUAAACUUUCCCUAUCCGAAAAUAUCCAGGCGACCCACAGUAAAAUUCUAAAAAUAAUUGAUCCGGAAAAUACCAACUCUAACACCAUUCAUUUCCACAAUCUUGUUCCUGGUGCUAUUGCUGUUCUCAAAGUUCUCCCUCCAGAAGAGGUCAGACCAGCUUUCAUGAAAACCCGCCAAAUUUUGUCUGGUUUUGGUUACCAGAUGAAAACGUUGAGUUCCAGGAAGGUUUCACUGACCGCAAGCCCACUUGAGGUCAUUCUCCAGGAAAUGUCCCUCAAUGACUUGAAUAGGGUUUUGUUCAGAUCAGAUGCAGAGGAGCGGGAUGAUGGCAAAGGAUUUGGCGCUUAUGAUAUUCCGAGGUUUGGAAGACUGACCUACUGCGGAUUGCAAGGUUUGUCUUUCUUACUGGACAAAAUUCGACCAUCGAAUGAUCUCGGCCAUCCUCUAUGUGACAACUUGAGGCAAGGGGAUUGGUUGAUGGACUACAUCGCCAACAGACUUCUGGCUCACCAGGGAACUGCUCAGUUGGGCAAAUGGUUUGAAAAUACGUUUGCUGCCCUCAAAAAAGUUCCUAGGUACUUGAUCCCUUCCUACUUCGAUGCAGUUGUCAAUGGCGUCUGCACUAUGGCGGUGGAUGCCUGCUGGGACAAAAUGUCCACAUUUACAAGUGAUGGCUCAAAGUUCGUUCGUGACUUGAGCUUAGGAUCAGUGCAGAUGUGCAGUUACGUACGGAGUGCAAAGUUACCCAAACUUUCCAGCUCUCUAUCCAAACCUCACCCUCCAAAGCACGUUGACUUCGAUGGUUCUACCGUCGAGGCAUGCACCACACUCUGUGCUGGGCUUCCGCACUUCUCCACUGGAUUGUUCAGGAACUGGGGACGAGACACGUUCAUCUCCCUCCGAGGCAACCUCAUCAUCACAGGCAGGUACGUUGAAGCCAGAUUCAUAAUUCUCGGAUAUGCUGGCUGCUUGAGGCAUGGAUUGAUUCCCAAUUUGCUCGGAGAAGGCAUCUCUGCACGAUACAACUGCCGGGAUGCGGUCUGGUUCUGGCUGCAGUGUAUCAAAGACUUCUGCUCACUCGCUCCCAACGGAUCAUCUAUCCUGAAGGAUCGGGUUAUGAGACUGUAUCCCAGCGAUGAUGCUCCUGUCACAGUUCAUGUGGACCAGACAUUAGAGGAAGUGAUGCAGGAAGCACUGCAGAGGCAUGCAACUGGCAUCAGGUUUAGAGAACGACAUGCUGGCAACCAAAUUGAUUCAGAGAUGAAACAUGAAGGUUUCAACGUCGAUGCAGGAAUUGACUGGAGGACUGGAUUUGUUUACGGAGGCAACGACUUCAACUGUGGCACGUGGAUGGACAAGAUGGGAAGUUCCUGGAAGGCAGGAAACAAGGGAGUUCCAGCCACUCCGAGAGAUGGUUCAGCCGUCGAGUUGAUCGGCUUGUCUGCCUCCGUCGUUCAUUGGCUGUCUUCAAUGCAUGCCAACCACCUCUACCCCUAUCCACAUGUUGUAGGUUGUUCACAAACUCACACCUGGUCCCAAUGGUACGACCUGAUACGAAGCUAUUUCGAGAAAUACUUCUGGAUUGAUCCCAUGAAAACGUUGGACCCCACCAUCCACGACAUCCAAUUGGUCAACAGGAAAUCUAUCUACAAGGAUUCCCUGGGAUCAAGCAGGAAGUACACCGACUACCAGUUGAGAUGCAACUUUCCCAUUGCCAUUGUCGUUUGCCCUGACCUGUUUGAGGUGCACCACGCGUGGCAGGCCCUCAACAUGCUGGAGAAGUAUCUGGUUGGUCCGCUCGGUGUUAAAACUCUUGAUCCAAGCGACUACAACUACGUUGGCGACUACUACAACGGCGACGAUAGUGACGACUACAAAAGGUCCAGAGGCUUCAACUACCACCAGGGACCUGAGUGGAUCUGGCCCAUGGGGUACUUCCUUCGUGCCAAGCUGAUCAUAGCCCAACGAUUGAGUGCCUCUAAAGAAAAUGCCAACAUUCUCAACGAAACGAUGACCUAUGUGGAAAAAGUUAUGACGUCACACAACGUUCAUCUGCAACAGUCGCCGUGGAAGUCACUUCCUGAGCUUACUAAUAGCGAUGGCAAGCACUGUGCGGACAGUUGUGAGGCACAAGCAUGGAGUGUCGGCUGCUUGCUCGAGGUUCUACACGAGAUGGCGCUCAUCAGGAAUCAAUAG